AUGACUGAUAAAGUAUUGGCUAAUGGUAAAGGUUCUAAGAAAAGGUCUGUUCAUGAUAUUGAUGAUGAAGGAGAUGAUGUUCAAGAUUUGAUGGGUUCUGGUUUGACGGAAGGCAGCGAUGACGAGGACGAUGAGGAAGAAGAGGAAUUUGCGUCUGCACAGGAGGACGAAGACGAUUCAGACGCUGAAUUCAAUAGGUUGUUAGCUGAAGAUGAAGAAAAUGCCGAAAAUGAAGAGUACAAUACUUCAGACUAUUCUGACAACGACACUGGUUCUAUGGUUGAUAAACUUUCCGGGGUUAAGUUGGAAAACAUUGCAGACAUGUCUCAUAUCAUCUCGAAGUAUUCAGAUGGUUCUGUUAGAGUCAUCAAGCCUGAAAUUGAUGCUGUUUAUGAUAGCGAUGAUAGUGAUGUUGAAACUAAGAAUACUAUUGGUAAUAUUCCCUUAUCUGCAUACGACGAAAUGCCACAUAUUGGUUACGAUAUCAACGGUAAGAGAAUCAUGAGACCAGCCAAAGGUUCCGCUUUGGAUCAAUUAUUGGAUGAAAUUGAAUUGCCAGAAGGUUGGACAGGUCUCUUGGAUCAAGAAUCGGGUUCGAGUUUGAAUCUAUCCCAGGAAGAGCUGGAACUGAUCUCGAAAAUUCAAAGAAACGAACAAACUGACGAGAGCACGAAUCCAUACGAACCUUUGAUCGAUUGGUUCACAAGACAUGAAGAAAUAAUGCCAGUCACCGCUAUUCCUGAACCAAAGAGGAGAUUCGUUCCUUCGAAACAUGAAGCUAAGAGGGUCAUGAAAAUCGUUAGAGCUAUCAGGGAAGGUCGUAUUAUUCCUCCAAAGAAAUUAAAGGAAAUGAGAGCAGAAGAAGAAAAUCAUAACUUUGAUCUAUGGGGUGAUGCUGAAGAAAUGCCAGAUCAUGUAAUGACUCUAAGGGCUCCUAAAUUGCCACCACCAACAAACGAUGAGAGUUAUAACCCACCAGAAGAAUACUUACUGACAAAGGAAGAACAAGAAGAAUGGGAGAAUACAGAAUAUAGCGAGAAAGAGAAAAAAUACCUUCCACAAAAAUACUCAGCACUAAGAAAAGUUCCAGGUUAUACUGAAUCUAUUAGAGAAAGAUUUGAAAGAUCCCUAGAUUUAUAUCUAGCUCCUCGUGUUCGCAAAAACAAACUAAAUAUCGACCCUGAUUCUUUGAUACCAGAACUUCCUUCUCCAAAGGAUCUGAGACCAUUCCCAAUCCGUGGUUCCACCAUCUAUGCUGGCCACCAAGGUAGAAUUCGUACUUUGUCGAUCGAUCCAUCCGGUCUAUGGCUAGCAACUGGUUCAGAUGACGGUACCGUUAGAAUUUGGGAAAUUUUGACCGGCAGAGAAGUCUACAAGGUUACUUUAGUAGACGUUGAAGAAAACACAGAUGAUCAUAUUGAAUGUUUGGAAUGGAAUCCUGAUAAGGAAACUGGUAUUCUGGCCGUUGCUGUGGGUGACAACAUUUACUUAAUAGUUCCACCAAUCUUUGGUUUUGAAAUUGAAAAUCACGGUAAGACAAAGAUUGAAUAUGGUUUUGGUUUCGAUAAUUUCGGUAAUGUUAAGAAAGCAGGUAUAAACGUUGAAGAAGAUGAAGACGCAGAAGAAGGUGCUGCCAUGAAAAAGAUUGUUGCUCAAUGGAACAAACCAUCAGAGAAACAACUUGCCCAAGAUAUUAGCAUUGUCAUUACAUGUAAGAAACCAGUAAAGAAGUUAUCAUGGCAUAGAAAGGGUGACUAUUUCGUCACAGUUCAACCUGACUCUGGUCACACGUCUGUUUUGAUUCAUCAAAUGUCUAAACAUUUAACACAAUCUCCAUUCAGAAAAUCUAAGGGUAUAAUCGUUGAUGCUAAAUUCCAUCCAUUCAAACCACAAUUGUUUGUAUGUUCUCAAAGAUAUAUUAGAAUUUACGAUUUGUCUCAACAAUUGUUGAUUAAAAAGCUAUUACCUGGUGCACGUUGGUUAUCAAAGAUUGACAUCCAUCCAAGAGGUGAUAAUGUUAUUGCAUCUUCGUACGAUAAGAGAGUAUUGUGGCACGAUUUGGAUCUUGCCAGCACACCAUACAAGACAUUAAGAUUCCACGAUAAAGCAGUCAGAUCUGUCAACUUCCACAAGAGAUUGCCAUUAUUUUCCUCUGCUUCAGAUGAUGGUUUCAUUCAUAUUUUCCACGCAACUGUAUACGAUGACAUGAUGAAGAACCCAAUGAUUGUUCCAUUAAAGAAACUAACAGGCCAUAAAAUCACAAACAGCCUGGGUGUGUUAGAUACCAUAUGGCAUCCAAGAGAAGCUUGGUUGUUCUCUGCUGGUGCAGAUAACACUGCUCGUCUAUGGACAACGUAA
Molecule: messenger RNA, 2358 nt
Organism: Tetrapisispora phaffii CBS 4417
Lineage: Eukaryota; Fungi; Ascomycota; Saccharomycetes; Saccharomycetales; Saccharomycetaceae
Gene: ERB1
Product: ribosome biogenesis protein ERB1
Exons: 1
Coding region: 1-2358 (785 amino acids)
Biological process (GO): ribosome biogenesis; maturation of LSU-rRNA from tricistronic rRNA transcript (SSU-rRNA, 5.8S rRNA, LSU-rRNA)
Cellular component (GO): PeBoW complex; preribosome, large subunit precursor
Molecular function (GO): ribonucleoprotein complex binding; protein binding
Source: RefSeq, a predicted model, not a curated record